Molecule: messenger RNA, 2561 nt
Organism: Callorhinchus milii (elephant shark)
Lineage: Eukaryota; Metazoa; Chordata; Chondrichthyes; Chimaeriformes; Callorhinchidae
Product: fibulin-7
Exons: 8
Coding region: 144-1571 (475 amino acids)
Molecular function (GO): calcium ion binding
Source: RefSeq, a predicted model, not a curated record
AGCAACAAAACAAACCUGAGAGCGGAUUCCUUGCAUCCAGGACCAGCACAUUGCAACCUCACUGCAUCAUUCCCAUUUUCCCGGAUAGCCGUCCAUCCAGAGAGCGCAACGAAGUGUGUGUUGGCGAAUGCACCUGUCAGUGGAUGCCAAGGUCAGCCCGUGUCACAACAACAACAACAACAACAACAACAACAACAACAACAACAGGUCCUAAGGAAUCUUUCUCAAAGCAAAACAAAGCAGCUGUGAGCAUGGUUUCUGGGAUCCAGGGCAGCCUGUGCGUGUGUGUGGCGGUGCUCUGUCUUUACCCAUCGCAGGCUGAUCAGAGUUGCCUGGACAGGCAGCAGGUCCUGAUCGCCAUCCGGCAAAUGCAGCAAUUUCUAAAAGGACAGGAAAGUCGUUUUACUGAUGGAAUCCGCAUCAUGAAAGCCAGGCUCUCUGCCUUACAGAAAUCAAUUACCAAACCACCUGCAGAUCAGGUCACAGCCACAUCAUGCCCUCCGCUGGAGGCCCCAAAACAUGGCAAAAUGUUUGGCUCCAAGUACAGCGUGGAUCAUGAAGUGCAUUUUUUCUGUCAACCUGAUUUUCAGCUUGUUGGCUCCAAUAGUAGAUUGUGUCAGAGCAAUGGACAGUGGACAGGACAACCAACUGAGUGUAAAGAAAUUAGCAAAUGUGCGAGCAACCCCUGCCAGAACGGAGGGACCUGUGUGGACACCGGAAACCAGUACAGAUGUUCUUGUCCAAUUGACUGGAUGGGGAACAGCUGCCAGCACCCGGUGCAGACAGCUGCAGAUUGGAGCACACUGAGCGACUCAUCCUUUAGCCGGAAAGCCCGCUGUGCCAAGAUUGAGAGGACCCAGCAUUGCAGUUGUGACGCGGGCUUCCACAUGAGUGGGAGCAGCGAGAACAGCAUGUGUAAAGAUGUGAAUGAGUGUGAGGUUUACCAGUUGGACGGGGUUCCAAGCCUCUGUGUACACACCUGUAUCAACAUCCCCGGCUCCUACCGCUGCAGCUGUCCUCCUGCCUACAAGCUCCUGAGUGAUGGCCGGAGCUGUGAGGAUAUAGACGAGUGUGCUACAUCACAGCACAACUGCACGAGAGGAAACACUUGUAUCAAUACAGGAGGAGCUUUUCAAUGUGUCAAUCCUGAGUGUCCAAAGUCACAUGGGAAUGUCAGCUAUGUUAAAACAUCACCAUUCCAAUGUGAACGGAAUCCUUGCCCUAUGAACAGCAGAUCCUGCCAUCACGCCCCCAAGACCAUCUCUUUCCACUACCUGUCUCUACCCUCAAACCUGAACACUCCAGUCACCCUGUUCCGCAUGGCCACAGCCGCUGCCCCAGGAAGGCCUGGACCUGACAGCUUACGGUUUGGGAUUGUGGGAGGGAACAGCAGAGGGCAGUUUGUUGUGCAGCGUUCAGACAGACACACUGGAGAGCUCAUUCUUGUUCAGCCCUUGAAAGGUCCUUGGGUGACAGAGGUGGAUGUGGACAUGUCAGAAUACCUUGAUCGCACUUUCCAGGCCAAGCAUGUGUCAAGGAUCACACUAUUUGUCUCAGCAAAUGAAUUCUGAGAAAAUCCUAUGGACUGCCGCUACCCAUUGGCACUUAUUGUGAGAGAGGAUUAAUUAAGUAGUGUUUUAGAAGGCAUUUCAUCAGAGUCCAGGUGCCAAAAGCUGAGCAACGACACUUGCUGUCAUGUUAAGACAUGUACAAGAACUGACUUUUGAAACUCUGGAGUUGAAAACAAUCUCACUGAGACUUAUUGGUACUGAGCACUGCCAAUGGGAUGCAUUGCUUGUAGUUACCUGAGGAGCAUGUUAAAUGUUGUGUUAUAAAAUCAUUCAGCUGCUUGGAUAGCUCACCAGUUUCUUACCAUCACGUAACUAGGCCCAUUGGAAUUUGCCCUCCCAAAUGUCAGAUACUAACUCUACAACAUCCCAGAAAUCUCCACAAAUCAAUUGGGACAGACACAAGCAACAACAACUUGCAUUUAUAUAGCGCCCUUCAUGCGGGGUAGUGUCCCCUAGCACUUCAGAAGCCUACAAGUGCCUCACCAGAAUACAGGUGAUGAAGAUCCCAUUGAUGUAAUGCACAAUGCAACCCCUGAAGGAGACUGACCAGAUGCAGAAUUCACCACUGCCCUUUGCAUGUCUAUCAACUUGUGCCUUUCUUUCAAACUUGGGACUGUCUAGUUUGAGUAAAUUAAUCUACUGUAACAACAUACUGAGCAUUACAAUGCUGUGUUUACUCCACAACCUGCAUUGAAGAGCUGACCUCCUGUCAUAUAUAGUGAGAAAUAUAACUAACUUAUUAACAAGCUGUGUUUUUCAUCUAGUUGCAAAAAUAUCUAUUACAUCACUAAAAUGCCUUGACUUCACUUAAUGCUAUAGCACGCAUGUGGUAUAUGUUUAACGAAAGUAGAUUUCUUACAACGAGUAAAAGCUAAAUGUUAUUAAAGUGAUUAUAGCUUUGCACAGACAGUCCUAAAAAGGUAACCUACAGAAAGCCUUCAAUUGUGUGUGCACCAUUUAGUUCUUUUAAAUAAAAUUAUUAACACUGGA